AUGUCACCACUGCUGAACAGCCUUCACCAAAGAAAUGUUGUAACAGCAUGUCAGGCUCUUUUAGCUGCUGAACGCCUAUGCAUCGUGCUGCCAAAGUCCCAGCGCUCUCACUUUCCACGGUCUCCCCGCCACCCCUGGUGCCGGUGGUCCCGCAGCCGGUCCCCGCCGCGCUGCCCGGGCCGCCACCAGCGCGGGAAAUGCCAAACUUACCCGCGGCCGCGCCGGCCCCGCGGAGCCGCGGCCCCGCUCCGGGCAGGAGCCGCUCCGGGGCGAGCGGGUGCGGACGAACAGCGCACAGCCCUUUUCCGCAACUGCUCCGACCGCCCUCUGCCUACAGGGGAGGGGAAGGAAGGCAGGGAAAGGCACAGGUGCAGCCGGCACUUACCUGCUCCCUCUCUCCCUCGGCUUCCCGGCGCGAAGCUGCAAUCCACUGAGCUCCCAAGGCGUGAAGACAAAAGUCGCAAAACUAAUCCGAACUUGCGGAGUCCCUGCUUUACAGCUUUGCCCUUUCAGCCUCCACAGCCUGACACUUGCGAACCCCACGCUCCCUGGCCCGGCCCGUCCGCCUGGCUGGCGGGGGGCAGCCGGGAGGCACCGGGCCGGACCGGGGUCCCCUCUCCUGGUCUCUUGGCCGCGGGGUGGCUCUCCCGGCGCAAGGGCACGGACCCACCACCGACCUGCUCGGGGGACAUAAAACCUCGCACCCCUGCUGCCCUCUGUCUCCCUAGUGCUGUUGUCACGCCUACCAGGCCACUGUUUAAACCGCGGGGUGGUGGGGCGCUGGUGGAGAGCUAGAAGAGGAAGAUGAAAAAAAAAAAAAAAGUGGAAUAACUAAACCAGGUGCUU
Chiroxiphia lanceolata (lance-tailed manakin) is the source of this 846-nucleotide messenger RNA. RefSeq lists its product as uncharacterized. The record is from RefSeq and is a predicted model, not a curated record. NCBI's taxonomy places the organism in Eukaryota, Metazoa, Chordata, Aves, Passeriformes, Pipridae. The transcript is spliced from 4 exons. The coding region runs from base 1 to 795 and encodes 264 amino acids.